AACGAUAAAUUAAAUUAUAAAAAACUUAAACCUUUUAAAAUUAUUAAAAAAGUUUUACUAAUUAAUUUUAAACUAAAACUCCUAAAUACGAUACGAUACUACUCGGUUUUUUAUAUCUUACUCCUAAAGCCGGUAUUUAAAAGUUUAUAUAUUAAAGAUUGUAUUAUCGUCGAACUUAAUAAACUAAAAUAUAAAAUCGAAUAA
Colletotrichum orchidophilum is the source of this 204-nucleotide messenger RNA. RefSeq lists its product as uncharacterized. The annotation marks the transcript as partial. The record is from RefSeq and is a predicted model, not a curated record. Lineage: Eukaryota; Fungi; Ascomycota; Sordariomycetes; Glomerellales; Glomerellaceae. The transcript has a single exon.